Molecule: messenger RNA, 1372 nt
Organism: Jaminaea rosea
Lineage: Eukaryota; Fungi; Basidiomycota; Exobasidiomycetes; Microstromatales
Exons: 3
Coding region: 261-1355 (364 amino acids)
Biological process (GO): CAAX-box protein processing
Cellular component (GO): endoplasmic reticulum membrane
Molecular function (GO): metalloendopeptidase activity
Source: RefSeq, a predicted model, not a curated record
UGGACUGGUUGGUUGGUUGGUCUGCGAGUCGAGCCGAUUUGCCGCACCCGAGAUCUCGAGAGGCUCGAUUCGUGAUCCAUCCGUGACGCUUUUGCCAACCUUCAAGAGGGGCAAGACGGCACGCCAGCAAGCAAGCAAGCAGAGGAGAGAGAGAGAGCAACAGGGUCAGACAAGCACAAGAGCGAGGAGUGCUCGAUCGAGAUCGAGUCGCAUCAAGAGGCUAUCGCAUACAGCAUCCAGGAAGCCUCACGAUACCAGGCAUGUCCUCCUCCUCCGCGCACGGGGGACUUCCCCUCCCCAUUCCCGCCCCUUCCCCCAGCCUCAACCUCCCAGCGUGGCUCCCCCCGCUGCACGCAUCAGCCCUCACUCUGGGAUAUGUGGGUGCCUUCUACCUCUCACCCACGAUCAGAAGAUUACCAAAGGACGAUGUGCGCGUUAUGAGGAGUCGAUUGAAGGUUGCUAGCAUUGCUACUGCGUUGGGUGUCGCAGGUACAGGGUUGGUGCUUUGGAGGGGGUUGGGGGAGAAGGUGCACCCUAUCAUCCGUCUCCCACAGGUGCUCCUCAUGCUCGGCCUGCCCCUGCCAUAUAGCGUACCUACGGCUCUCACCUCCUCUUGGCUCCCACUCAAGCCCGGCCUUUGGGAAUUUCUGAGCUCGCACCUCCUUCCUGCCAUUCUAUAUCCCUUGAGCCUAACGGCGUCCCUCUUCCUCGGCCCGCUCUACGUCGAGUGGUUGGAGGGAACACUCCCCCUUCCAGGGUGGGCAUCGAGGCACGUCCCUGGUGAGAAAAGCAACAGCAAGGGGAGAAACGCUCCCUCGGCAACGCCCUCAGCGUGGGGGAAAGCGAAAGCCUGGCUCAAGGACUGGUGUAACCUCCACGGCCUACGCAAUUUUGUCGUCGGUCCCACAACAGAAGAGCUCAUCUGGCGCAGCUGCAUCCUCUCCGUCUCGUACCACUCUGUCCCUCGACCCUCCUACGCCUGGCUGAUCUUCGGCACUCCUCUCUACUUCGGCUUGGCGCAUCUGCAUCACUUUUACCAGUCUUACUACCUCGAGAAGAGGGGGAUCAAGUUUGCGGCAUUGCAGGCGGGCGUGCAGUUUGCGUACACGACCUUGUUCGGGUGGUAUGCUAAUUGGCUUUGGUUGAGGACGGGAAGUAUGAUUGGGCCGCUGGCUGCUCAUGUCUUCUGUAAUGUGAUGGGACUGCCCAACCCGUGGGGGGCGGCGAGGGAUCAUCCGGAGAGGAAGAGGGCCAUCUUCGCGGCGCAUAUAGCGGGGAUAGGCCUCUUCGCCGCGAAUGUGGUGAGCAUGACUCGACCUGAGCUGUUCGGAGGAAGUCUGUAUUGGCGGCAAUAAGACAUCUCAUUCGUGUG